Lates calcarifer (barramundi perch) is the source of this 3007-nucleotide messenger RNA. RefSeq names its product charged multivesicular body protein 4Ba (gene chmp4ba). NCBI's taxonomy places the organism in Eukaryota, Metazoa, Chordata, Actinopteri, Centropomidae. Bases 155 to 823 code for a protein of 222 amino acids. Gene Ontology annotation, biological process: late endosome to vacuole transport via multivesicular body sorting pathway; vesicle budding from membrane. The record is from RefSeq and is a predicted model, not a curated record. The transcript is spliced from 5 exons. Gene Ontology annotation, cellular component: multivesicular body; ESCRT III complex; cytoplasmic side of plasma membrane.
AAAAACAACAACAGCAGCAGUAGCAGCGGAGGAUCUUCGGCUCGGCGACGAUAGUUGAGCAAAAGGACAACAGAGCAAUUUAGCGAUUACCUGUUCGGUGUCGACGGUUACUGUACGGUUAAUACGACCGCUAUUGUUUACAUUUAAUACCAAAAUGUCGCUAUUUGGUAAGUUAUUCGGCAGCGGUGGUAAGGGUGGGAAAGCGCCGACACCCCAGGAGGCUAUCCAGCGACUCAGAGAGACCGAGGAAAUGUUGGCCAAAAAACAGGAAUUUCUAGAGAAGAAAAUCGACCAGGAGCUCAUAACGGCGAAGAAGAACGGCACGAAAAACAAACGAGCGGCUCUACAAGCCUUGAAGAGAAAAAAGCGUUAUGAGAAGCAGCUGGCCCAGAUUGACGGAACGUUGUCUACCAUUGAAUUCCAGAGAGAGGCGCUAGAGAACGCUAACACCAACACAGAAGUGCUCAAGAACAUGGGUUAUGCCGCCAAGGCAAUGAAGGCUGCACACGAAAACAUGGACAUUGACAAAGUGGACGAUUUGAUGGCCGAAAUCACAGAACAGCAGGAAGUGGCUCAGGAAAUCUCAGAUGUCAUUUCCAGACCAGUUGGCUUUGGAGAAGAUUAUGACGAGGAUGAGCUUAUGGCUGAACUUGAGGAGCUGGAACAGGAAGAGCUGGACAAAAACCUUCUGGAAAUCGAAGGAACAGAAGACGUCCCUCUACCCAGCGUACCAUCUACAUCACUACCAUCUAGACCAGCCAAGAAGAAGGAGGAAGAGGACGAAGACGACAUGGCGGACCUUGAGGCCUGGGCAGCUAACUAAGAUAGCUCGCCCUGUUAGCUCGCUAGCGCCCCUCUCCUGUCUGUCUCUCUGCUACCAGACUGGUCCCAGGCAUCUGGAGGAGAGACAGAGACUCUGGGCUGCUGAGCUGGCUGCUGGCAUGCUGCUCUGUCUUAAAGUCGACAUCCCAAUAUCUAACCAUACCCCAACCCUAAAGUAUGCACUUGUACACAUAUUUGCUGAUUCAAAAUGAAGUGAACCCAGGCUUUUCUCUUCUGAUUAAUGUUACAGUAAGAACCUCUUUGCUCCGGCUGCACACUCCUCUGUUUCUAAAGGGCAUGGAGUAUGGAAAGCAAAUGUCAUGCCCUAACAGCCUGUGGUUAUGUAUAUCGAAGAGCUCUUUUUAAGAAAAAGAGUGCAUCAAUGAGCACUUAGGGCAGGAGCAUGCAAGUGCAUACUUCUGGGGAAGGGUGUGUGGAAGAACAGGACGAGGCUUGUUUCUGGGAGGAAUGUGAAGAAUCAACAGAUGUGUGGGAAAGAAAAGCAAAAACAGAAACACAACAUGACUCAGCCAUUUUCUUCCUCCUGCAUUGUCAUAUCUCUGCUCUUCUAAGAUGGUGAAGACAACUCUUCGUCCAUACCAUCUCUGUUAAAUCUCCACUGCAGCAACAGAAAAGAUUAGUUAUAAAAGUGUAGGACUUUCUCAUUAAAAUGUCACUGUCAAAUUACAAAACAAGGAAUGUUACAGCAGUGGGAGUUUGCCAUUAAGACAAGAUAUCUUGUAAUGGAAGGACCCCAAGUUCAAUCUUUCUGUCAGCCACAUCUCCUGCUGAAGAGUCUGUGGGAAACUUCUUAUUACUCAUCAGGAAGCCCUCUGGGUCUAAUAAGUGUCGGUUAAAAAGCCAACAGCCUCAGCUGGAUCUCUUACUUCAGUGGUUCCCAACUCUACUCACUACUUGUGACCACUCAUGAGAGAUAUGAGUGGGAAAAGUAAAUACUAAAUCACUGAAAAACAGAGUCCAGAUAUUGGUUGAAUGGUGUUGAUUCACUCAAAUCAGUAAGAAAAUCUCAAUUACCUAUAGUGGUAUCUAGCCACACAAUUUGUUCAGGUUUUAGAGAUGUCUCUUGCUCUCACUCUCACUGAGCGAGUUUUCAUCUUGCUGAUGAAAACUGAAACCUCAUAGACAAAUAAAAGCAAACCUGUCUGCAUGGCUAUAUAUCACCAGAUGUAAGUGAGAGAACUGGGUUGCGAUUUGGGUGAAACAAUCUUUAACAAAACUGGUUGUUAGUUAGCCGACAUUGUGUAAACAUAAAAUAAUUCCCCUGCCAAAAACUGCCCAGAUGUCAACCAAAGCUGCUCUGUAAUAUUAUGACAGUUCAUAUAUUGUUGUCAGGAGUGGUGGACCUCCAAUAUGGCUGCCAGAGGGCACAUUGCCAGGCUUCAGUUACUGAAUUUGAAAUUGGAACGUGCCUGACACCUCCAGCGCCUCGUCUGUCUGUGGUUUAACAGUGACGUACUCUGAGAAAAUCCUGUAUCAGUUGGAUUUAAAGAUAAUGUGUGUGAGUGUGUGUGAUGUUUUUUUUCAGCCUUUUGACACAGUGACCUCUUGGGGAUAUUUAGUCAAAUUGAGACGGUGAGCUGGAUUUUUCUUUUUCUUUUGCUCUUGACUCACCUGUAAUGCAAAACUUGAUUUAAACAACAACAUGAGACGUGUUGGUCGUCAUGAUAAAACGAUGACGUGAAUAAGUCCGACCUCUGCUCACUGCCCUGCUACUUAUGCUGUAGCUACACUUUCCCUCCUCCUGUCAGCAGACAUGUUUAUGCAUGAAUGGAUUGGGGUCGACCCAGAAUAAAACGAUGGGGUGAGACUGUAUGUAAACAUGACAUAUAUCUUGAAAUAAGUAGCAAUUUACAACGUUUGCUCAUAUUUGUAAUUCAAAUAUAUGAGAGUGGGUCGACCCCGAUCCUUAUAUUUAAAGAGAAGCUAUUGAAAAGAAGCGUAGAUAUAUCAAUGAAGUUAGUUUUUCUUCUUUCUGUUUACCUCAGAUAUCACUCAUGUUCUCUCCGGCUGUACAGAAACAGCGUGACCAGUAGCCUCUUCUGCUCAGAGCUGUACAAAGGGUUGGACACUGGAGGUUUUCCAUGUGGCAGCCAUGUUGCUCUGUGACUGUUGUUAAUGUGGGGUUGUAUACAGUUUAUCUUAAUAAAGUUGGGAUUCAAUGCAA